Messenger RNA from Acomys russatus (golden spiny mouse), 6327 nucleotides. It is a transcript of the gene Patj, whose product is annotated as PATJ crumbs cell polarity complex component. The transcript is spliced from 42 exons. NCBI's taxonomy places the organism in Eukaryota, Metazoa, Chordata, Mammalia, Rodentia, Muridae. Gene Ontology annotation, molecular function: protein binding. The record is from RefSeq and is a predicted model, not a curated record. The coding region runs from base 143 to 5572 and encodes 1809 amino acids.
CCGGGGCACUUCCGCCCAGGUGAGCGCAGCCGCCGCACUUCCGCCAGCUGCGGGGAGAGGCCGUGCCCGCGCAGCCCUGGGGCUCCCACCCCGCCGUCGCCGGACCAGGCUUUUUGAAAGUGAUUGAAAAGAAUAAUCCAAAAUGCCUGAAAAUCCUGCUGCAGAGAACAUGCAGGUCCUGCAGGUCCUUGCUCGCCUGAGGAUGAAGCUGCAGGAGAAGGGCGACACGGCGCAGAGCGAGAAGCUGUCAGCGCUGUAUGAGACGCUGCAGAGCCCUCUCUUCAACCAGAUCCUCACACUCCAGCAGUCCGUCAAGCAGCUGAAGGGACAACUUAGCCAUAUCCCCUCAGAUUCUGCAGCCAACUUUGAAUUUUCUCGGAAGGGCUUGUUAGUGUUCACAGACGGUUCCAUUGCAAAUGGGAGUGCACACAGACCUUGCAGUAAUUUAGCUGUGUCUGGGUUAUUGCCUUGGACUCCAAAGUCAGGAAAUGAAGACUUUAACUUAGUCAUUCAGCAGAUGGCUCAGGGCCGGCAUGUUGAAUACAUAGAUAUAGAGCGCCCUUCAGCGGGAGGACUUGGAUUCAGUGUGGUGGCUCUGAGAAGCCAGAGUCUGGGAUUGUUUGAUAUUUUUGUGAAGGAGGUCCAUCCAGGAAGUGUAGCAGACAGGGAUCAAAGACUGAAGGAAAAUGACCAAAUUUUGGCCGUUAACGACAUCCCGUUGGAUCAGAACGUUUCCCAUCAGCAGGCAGUUGCACUGCUACAACAAGCCACUGGGUCUCUGCGGCUGGUUGUGGCCCGGGAAGUGGGUCACACACAGGGCCGGACUUCCACCAGUUCAGCUGAUACAGCCCUGCCUGAAGCGGUGUGUUGGGGACACACUGAAGAUGUUGAGCUCAUUAACGAUGGCUCUGGACUAGGCUUUGGGAUAGUUGGAGGAAAGUCCAGUGGCGUGGUUGUAAGGACUAUUGUCCCUGGAGGAUUGGCAGACCGAGAUGGAAGACUACAGACAGGGGACCACAUCUUGAAGAUUGGUGGUACAAAUGUGCAAGGGAUGACCAGUGAACAAGUUGCUCAAGUGCUAAGGAACUGUGGGAAUUCUGUGAGGAUGCUGGUGGCCAGAGACCCUGUUGGUGAAGUUGCAGUAACACCUCCCACCCCUGCAUCCUUACCUGUUGCCCUGCCUGCUGCAGCCAACAAGACUCUUGCUGCAGACAGUUCUUUUUCUGAGACUUACAGUGUUGAGCUUGUUAGAAAAGAUGGACAGAGUCUUGGGAUUCGAGUUGUUGGCUAUGUUGGAGCAGCUCAUCCAGAGGAGGCUUCGGGGAUUUAUGUGAAAAGUAUAAUACCAGACAGUGCUGCAUACCACAAUGGCCAAAUUCAAGUGAAUGAUAAAAUAGUGGCUGUGGAUGGUGUGAACAUUCAGGGUGUUGCCAACCAGGAUGUUGUAGAAAUAUUACGGAAUGCUGGGCAGGUGGUGCACCUAACGCUCGUUCGCAGGAAAGCAUCUUCAUCUGUGUCUCCGUUUGAACAGCCUUCAAGCAGAGGAACUGUGGCAGAACCACCUAAAGUACCAGCACUAACUGGACCCAUGCACACAGAGACUAAUUUGGGUAUGGAAGCAGAAGACACUGGAGAAAGACUGAACAAUCUAAAAGACGGUGCCAUACAAGCUUUAGAAGAGCCAGAUAUAUAUCCAGAGAAAGGCCCUGGCUCUCCAGAAAAUCAUCUGAAAUCCAGAUGGGAAAAUCUACUGGGCCCAGAGUAUGAAGUAAUGGUAGCCACUUUGGACACACAGAUUGCAGACGAUGAGGAGCUGCAGAAGUACUCAAAGCUGCUGCCUAUCCACACUCUGAGGCUUGGUGUGGAAGUAGAUUCCUUCGAUGGGCACCAUUAUAUCUCAUCAAUUGCUCCUGGUGGUCCUGUGGAUACCCUGAACCUCCUACAGCCAGAGGAUGAACUUCUUGAGGUCAAUGGGGUGCAGCUUUAUGGGAAGUCUCGCCGAGAAGCAGUCUCCUUUCUUAAAGAAGUGCCCCCACCAUUCACCUUGGUUUGCUGUCGCCGGCUGUUUGAUGAUGAGGCCUCAGUUGAUGAGCCGAGAACCAUGGAACCUUCCCUUCUCGAGGCAGAGGUCGACCGCAGCGUAGAUGUCAGCAUUGAGGAUGACGAUGAUGGAGAGUUAGCCCUGUGGUCUCCUGAAGUCAAGACUGUGGAGCUGGUGAAAGGCUACAGAGGCUUGGGAUUCAGCAUUUUGGAUUAUCAGGACCCCUUGGAUCCCACAAGGUCAGUGAUUGUGAUUCGGUCCUUGGUAGCAGAUGGUGUAGCAGAAAGAAGUGGAGAGCUUCUACCUGGAGAUCGCCUUGUCUCGGUUAAUGAGUUCUCUUUGGACAAUGCCACACUUGCCGAGGCUGUGGAAGUGCUGAAGGCUGUGCCGCCAGGCGCUGUGCACCUGGGCAUCUGUAAGCCUUUGGUGGAAGAUGAGAAGGAAGGAAGUUAUUUUAUUUCACAUUCAGACAACAAUGAAGACAACAGCGAGUCUCCAGAAGCUGUUCAUGAGAUGCAUUCAUCUUUGAUCCUCGAGGCACCCAAGGGAUUUAGAGAUGAGCCGUAUCUUGAAGAACUUGUGGAUGAACCUUUUCUGGAUUUGGGAAAGUCUUUGCAGUUCCAACAAAAGGACGUGGACAGCAGCUCAGAAGCCUGGGAAAUGCAUGAAUUUCUAAGCCCGCCACUGGAGGGAGGGGGCGAGGAAAGAGAAAUGCUUGUUGACGAGGAAUAUGAGCUCUAUCAGGAGCACCUCCGGGCCAUGGAGCUACAGCCACUACCACACAUCCAGGAAGUCACACAGGUGCCUCCCACGCAGGAACUACAGAUUGGCGCACAGUGGCUGCAUGCCACCCUCUCAGGGGGCGAAGUACCAGAGUGUCACGAUGCGGAGACUAUGAGGGGUGCGUGUCCCCAGGAGAUGCCGCAGUAUGGCUACAGCACCGCAGACAUGAUGAAAGACACAUUUGGCCUUGACUCCCGGCCACCCAUACCCUCCUCUGAAGGAACUGGUCAGCAUGGUGAAUUUGAUGACAUGGAGGCCCUUCAUUCAAGCAGCGGGCUGGACUUAGGCAUGAUGAUUCCAAGUGAUGUGCAAGGUCCCGGCAUGCUUGUCGAUCUUCCAGCUGUUGCCCCAAGAAGAGAACAAGAAGAUUUGCCUUUGUACCGACUCCCCAGCGCCCGGGUCGUCUCCAAGCCUUCCUCACACAUGGGAACGGUGUCUUCAAGAUACGCAAAUGCUGCAUGUGAGUUACCUGAGAGAGAGGAGGGUGAAGGAGAGGAAACACCAAACUUCAGCCACUGGGGGCCACCAAGAAUUGUUGAGAUUAUUAGGGAGCCCAACGUGUCUCUAGGCAUCAGCAUUGUUGGUGGACAAACAGUUAUAAAACGCCUGAGGAACGGGGAGGAGCUUAAAGGGAUAUUCAUCAGACAAGUGUUGGAAGACAGUCCUGCAGGGAAAACCAAUGCGCUUAAAACUGGAGAUAAAAUUCUUGAGGUGUCUGGCAUAGACCUGCAGAAUGCCUCCCAUGCAGAAGCCGUAGAGGCCAUCAAGAGCGCCGGAAGCCCUGUGGUGUUCGUGGUGCAGAGCCUGUCAUCCACCCCAAGGGUCAUCUCAAGUGUGCAGAACAAAGGCAAAGCCCCUGCCAAAAACCAAGACCAAGGCGCUCAAGAAAGGCAAGUGAAGAGAUAUGGAACAGCUCCACCGCCGAUGAAGCUCCCUCCUCCUUACAGAGCUCCACCUGCUGACAGUGAGGAAAGCGAGGAAGAAUGUGCCCUGACCGACAAAAAGAUCAGACAAAGAUAUGCAGACCUGCCUGGAGAAUUACACAUUAUCGAACUGGAAAAGGAUAAAAACGGACUGGGACUCAGUCUCGCUGGCAACAAAGACAGGUCACGGAUGAGCAUCUUUGUGGUGGGGAUCAACCCCGAGGGACCAGCGGCUGCAGAUGGACGCAUGCAGGUUGGAGAUGAGCUGCUAGAGAUAAACAAUCAGAUCAUUUAUGGAAGAAGUCAUCAAAAUGCAUCUGCCAUCAUUAAGACCGCCCCAACCAGGGUCAAACUGGUCUUCAUCAGAAAUGAAGACGCAGUCAACCAGAUGGCCGUCGCUCCCUUCCCAGUGCCAUCCAAUUCCCCAUCACCUGUGGAGGAUCUGGGUGGCACUGAACCUGUCAGCAGUGAGGAAGACAGCGGUGUGGAUGCGAAACACCUGCCUGAAACUGAGAGCUCCAAACCGGAGGACCUGUCCCUGGUGGUUGAUCACAGCAUGGUGGCAGAGCAGCAGAAGGCAUUGGAGUCACCUGACAGGGCUGCCUGCCAGACGAAACAGCAAACGUAUUCAGCACAAGUCUCCUUCAGUUCACAAGAGACCCCAUCAGCACCAGCGCCCAUGGGUCAGUCAGCAGAUGCCGACGUCACAGGCUCUGGUAACUGCCAGGCUUCUCUCUCGGUGGACCCUGAGCCUCUCUGGGUGGACCCUGUGCCUCUGUCGGUGGACCCUGCAACCUGUCCCAUUGUCCCUGGCCAGGAAAUGAUCAUAGAAAUAUCCAAGGGGCGCUCAGGGCUCGGUCUCAGUAUCGUAGGAGGAAAAGACACACCCUUGGGUGCUAUUGUUAUCCAUGAAGUAUAUGAAGAAGGCGCAGCAGCCAGAGAUGGGAGGCUGUGGGCUGGAGACCAGAUAUUACAGGUGAACGGGGCUGACCUGAGAAACUGCAGCCAUGAAGAAGCCAUCGCGGCCCUGAGGCAGACCCCCCAGAAGGUGCGGCUGGUGGUCUACAGAGAUGAGGCCCAGUACAGAGAUGAGGAGAACUUGGAGGUCUUCCUUGCGGAGCUGCACAAGAAGGCUGGCCGCGGCCUGGGCCUGAGCAUUGUUGGGAAGCGGAGUGGAACUGGAGUGUUUAUUUCUGACAUUGUGAAAGGCGGAGCCGCAGACCUCGAUGGGAGGUUGAUUCAAGGAGACCAAAUCUUGUCUGUGAAUGGAGAGGACAUGAGGCAUGCCUCACAGGAGACAGUGGCCACCAUCCUCAAGUGUGUCCAGGGCCUGGUGCAGCUGGAGAUCGGGAGACUCCGAGCCGGUUCCUGGGCCUCCUCGAGGAAGACCUCACAAAACAGCCAGGGGGAUCAGCACAGUGCACACAGCAGCUGUCGGCCUUCCUUUGCCCCAGUCAUCACUGGCCUACAAAACCUGGUUGGCACAAAAAGACCUUCAGAUCCUCCCCAGAAAUGCACAGAGGUGGGCCCGAGGACUGUGGAGAUAGUCAGGGAGCCCAGCGACGCCCUUGGAAUCAGUAUUGCUGGAGGAAAAGGAAGUCCUUUAGGAGAUCUCCCGAUAUUUAUUGCCAUGAUUCAGGCCAAUGGCAUGGCCGCACGGACCCAGAAGCUUAAGGUUGGAGAUCGGAUUGUGAGCAUCAAUGGACAACCUCUGGAUGGACUGUCUCACACAGACGCAGUGAAUCUACUGAAGAAUGCCUUCGGGCGCAUUAUCCUGCAGGUAUUUCCAUCAAUAGAGAGAGACAUGGCUGGGAGAGGCAGAUAAGUGGCAGCAGGAAAGACAAGCAGAGCGUCACUCCCAGUAGGCAUCGCCACCCACCAGGGUGCUUGCUCAUGUGAAUGGUGAAAGUUGAAAGCAAGAAAUUAUUAUUUUUAUUCAGAAAUUCUUUAAUGCCACCCACACAGGCAUGAGCAGGGCCAUACGAACGUGUAACAAGGGGAGAAAAAAUUACUCUCAGCUUCAUGUGGUAAAUCAACAAGGCUUUUUAGCUUCCAGCAUUCUUUUGUAACUUGAAGUUUUCUGGGAAUAGGAAAUUAUUUCCUUUCUUAUAUCCAAAGACUUACUGGGCAGUGCAGGCACUGUUUCCUGUCCCUUUAAUGGCAGAGAGAAAUUCAAUGCUCUUUCUCCUGUGCUGUGGAUGGCUGCCAGCACCCUGCAGCUCUCACUGCAUUGUAGUCAUCAAUUAAGGCAGACAAUUAUUGAUCAGCUGUGGCCCCAUGAGUAUUGUCCAGAAGCAGAGAGAAAUACAGGAGGAAGUAAAAGCAAAACGUGCUGCUCAUUCCCCUCCCUCCCUCUCCGCCCUUCACUUUCGCUAAGAUUGAUCCCGUGCAGAGACUUAAGAGGCAGCGCACUACCAGUGAGUGUCUUUAAUGAGUGCCCUAAAAUGAAGGAUUAUAAUCACCCUACUGCUGAAGAGGUAGUAUAAAAUGAUUUACAGGUAAAAAGAAUAAAACACACAGCCAGCUCUCAGAUAAUUCUAGCCUUAGCAUAAGAAGACUGAGUGGAAAAAGCAUGACAUU